Messenger RNA from Mizuhopecten yessoensis (Yesso scallop), 4726 nucleotides. RefSeq lists its product as uncharacterized. Lineage: Eukaryota; Metazoa; Mollusca; Bivalvia; Pectinida; Pectinidae. The transcript has 13 exons. Bases 1010 to 3514 code for a protein of 834 amino acids. The record is from RefSeq and is a predicted model, not a curated record.
UGCGACGAGGGACACGAUAAUGAACGAGAUUUGACAAAAACACAAAAUACGAUAUAUGGAUUUCACUGUAUACAGUCAUACACUAUUCUAGAUAGUCGCUUAUGUGUUUAUCGCAAAACAACAAUAAUGAAGUGCGUUGAGUAUUGUACUAUCAACAGCUCGUAUGAAAUCGUAGACACUACAAGAAGGAAUGCACUUCAGCGGAUGUUUCAUAUCAAUAUACUGAAACAAACAAUGCAGUUUCAUUGAAGCGUCCCUACAGACCCCAAACCCACCCUCUUGACCUGCCACUGUCCUACGGGUGAUGUCACGGACCACAUUAUGUACUUAUGUGGUUGAUGAAAAAUUAUAGGGUUCGACAAAUACGUAUUCUGGAAUGCUUUUAAUGUCAUGCAAAUAAACGUUACUAUGUGCAAGUAUCACAUGAAGUACACAAUUCACUGCGUAGUAGAUGCAGUUUGUGAAUGAUUUUCCGUGGUAUUUUCAGUUCAAGAUACACAUGGUUAGCUGUGGAGUAAUAUGUAACCGCAUUUAAACUUACACAGCUGACGCUCCCGGCCAUACACGUUACUAUCGGAACUUAUCUUAGGGAGCAGCGCUUCAGUCGUCUAGUAAGUAAUAGCGGCAGUUAGCCGUAAGAAAUGCUAAAUAUCAAUCAAUAUCUGAAGUGGUAACAAAUUAUUGAUGUCAUACGUGUGUCUAUGUCGCUGAAACUCUUGCUUCCCAACUCUAUAUUGAUUAGACGCUUUGCCUUACACUUGAUGAUCAAGGCCCCGAUAACUAGGCCCGGAAAAGGCAUAUCGAGUAUCGUUACAUACCGGAACAUUUACCGUGUAACUUGUAAGCUAUACUGAGUGUGCAAUUAUGUGUCGACACUUUAACUCAUACCUGUGGAUAUACUGGGUGACACAGAAAAGUGUUUUUUACGGAUAUUGAAACAUGAAAAUGUUUGGAAAAUGUUUUAAAAGUGUUUUUUACCCCAGCAUGGUUGGAAGAUAGGCAUGUCAAGAUGGUUGAUAAAAGGCUACGCUUUACACAGAUCGGAGGUGUCCCACUGUUGAUACUUAUUUUAUUAUAUCAGACAGCAUCCGUAUCGUGUGCCAAUCUUGCCAGCUUUCGGGCCCUGUUUGUCCGCAUGCCACAGAUGCACCUGUCAACACUUCCCGCCAAAACAAUACGGAACUCCUCUGUUGAAGCAUGUGCAGAACUGUGUGUAAGAGAGGUGGAGUUCGAAUGUAUGUCCUUUGACCUGGAUAAUACUGUUGGAAGUUGUCGACUACAGAACCAUACUCACGAAGAACUUUUUGUAACCCUUCAGGUGUCUACAUUCACCGAUCAUUAUAGAACAUCAUAUGAAAAAUUAUUCAAUCGAAUUCCAAAUCACGUAGUGACAUUUGAACAUAAACGGAAAAUUCCGGAUCUCACAGUAGAAGAAUGUGCACGACGAUGUGUUUUAGAAGUGAACUUCCGGUGUCAGGGAUUCGAUUACGAGGUUCGACAGAGAAAUUGUUGGUUGUCUGACCUCACACCUAAAGAUUCGGGGGGAGUGAUUGUCCUACCUGGGACCGACUUUUACGAAAGAAUAUCAAAUGGCCCUAUGGAAAAGUUUGUUAAUUUCGGGUAUGGAACUUUACAGCAGAUUGAAGGAAUACAAGUUUACAAUAAAAUUAUACUUGGCGUUACGUUAGACGCAUGCGCACAGUUGUGUUUGGCAGAAAUUUCCUUUCGGUGUUACAGUUUUGAUUUUAUAUUCAAUGACGAUUCGUGCCACAUGAGUCAGUAUAUAGCUGCCAACGUUCACGGGAUUAGCACGACAUUCUCUGAAGAUUUCAAGGCGAUGCAUUUUGAGCUCAAAGAGGAAUAUCUGGAAAUGUUCUAUCCCACUCCGUACUCCGCCGUACUGGGAAACAACGAGAAAACAUUCAAGCGGGUCACGCCCAACAACUGUGCUCGAAAAUGUCUACAGGAAAGCGAAUUUGUCUGUCGCUCUUUCGACUACCAGAUCCAGGACGGCACGUGCUUACUCGGCACAAAGACCGGAAGUGAUGUAGGCGGAUUGAUCGGUCAUGGAUUUGCACAAGUUCAUCACUUCGAAAUGAAACCGUUCUUGGAUUGUGGAGGAGUGUUUUACUCAUCCGAGGGCAACUUUGCCUCCCCAAACUGGCCUAGGAACUAUUACCACAACAUGGAGUGUUCCUGGCAAAUUACGGUCCCAAAGUUUAGAAUAAUUAAAUUAGAAUUUUCCCACUUUGACCUUGGCCGUCACGACAGCACUGUUUGUGAGGAAGCUGACGAUAAACUCGUGAUCAGCGAUAACGUGAAUGGUGACCUUCAUCGCAAGGUCAUGUGCAGCGAACCGAAACAAAGCUCCUACGUCAGUUUGUCGAACAGUUUAAACGUCACAUUUAUAUCUAAUGCAUUCCAGGACGCCAUAGGCUUCCGAGCCUUCUUCCAUACAGAUUGGCCCUGUGGAGGAACCUUCACUGAGGAUAACGGGAUGAUUUCCUCUCCAAACUGGCCAAACAAUUACGCCCCUUCCCUAACUUGUAAUUGGAAGAUAGUAGCUCCCAAAGGAGCAAAAAUAUACCUCAACUUUCUCUCUAUGGACUUGGAGAGACAUAUAAAUGGACCUUGCCGGUUGGCAUAUGACCUCAUAGAGGUUUUCGACGGAGAGUCUGACUCAUCUCCGACACUUGGUAUUUAUUGUGGGCGACGUAACAAAAAGACAGUUACUUCAUCAAAUAAUGUGUUGUUCAUCACAUUCCAUACGGACGAUAGGGUUCAGAGGAAGGGCUUUCACGCCGUAUACAGAUUCAUUCAUAUCCCUGUGCCCACCUCUUCCAUCCCAUCACACAUUGAACAAACUACCUCAUCUCCCUCUUCCCAAGAAACAAGUGCCUCAGUAGACUCUAGCCAGGAGACCACUGGUCAUUAUAAUGUGUCUUACAGCACAACCCCAUCCUCAUCUGCGUCAGAAAAUAAUAACUCAGUUAUCGCCCUUGGUUUAGCAGCCAUGUUUAUAGAGCCCAGACGGCGCCCCUUACCAACGGAGAAAUCGAUAGGAGAAGCGCUUGUAGUCACCACAGACGCGGGAGAAAAGUUUGACGAUUAUGAUGUCACACAUGAAAUCCCGGAAGUUGUGACGAUAGAACCGGAUCUACGUCACGUCAUCCUCAUCCUUGUCAUCAUCUUCUUCGUCCUUUUUAUGACACUUCUCGUCAUUUUAAUAGUUGUUUGCAGACAUUACAGAAAAAGAAUUCCAAAAAGAAGAAAUGUGACGAAUUUUCCGUUUACAGAGGAAAGCGUAUCGUUGUAUGAUAAAGACAAUAAUGCUAACGACCAGACGGAUAGGGGACAGGACGGGGACUCGGACAUCAAUUUACCACAGCCAAGCCCAUGUGAUCCCCCACCGGAUGUGACGUUUUGUAACCCCCUAUACGAACAGAGAACAUCACAGUCAGCUUCAAUCCAGGAAAACACAGAAAACACAGACAGCAACUCAAGCGUUUGUUGAUUGGAACAACUGUUACUGCUAUUUUAUGUUAUGGAACAAAUCUGGAACUCGAACAAAUGUUCUCAUAUUACCUUCCUAUGUCAACAAAACACUUAAACAAUGCAAAAAAAUAAUGAAAAAUCUGGACAACUGUUAAUUGACGUACAUGUGUACUUCACAAAAACAGUUCAGUAAACUAUAAUCUGUAUGUGGAAAUCCCACGAGACAAUUUUAAACGGUAAAAAGCUAUUGCCAUAUCAUAACUAUUUCUGUUUUAUAUUGAAAACGAAAUCCUAAUCAAAUAAGAUAAGUAUGUAUCUAUUGUUGGAUAUAUGUUAUAUAUUGUUUAAAACUGAGAUAUGUAAUUUUAAGGUAUACUCUACCAUUGCUGACAUGCAUACGUGUCGUUAGGUUAGUUCCAGUGAAGCGAGUUUUUAAGACCAUGCUUCCAAUGACAUACAUGUAACACAGUCCGCAAAGGUUAACGUCUAACACGAGCAGCUGAUAACAUAGACUCAUUUUCUUAUUUUAGACAUUUGCACCAAGCGUAAUCAACUCUUUGUAAAUGUGUACAUGACCAAUUUAUUUUUAUACAUUCAUCGUCAUAUGGACAUUAUUGUGUUAGCAAGUCCGUACUAAUCAUACGGACACGUAAUACAUGAACUUGACAUGCCGAAUAAGAGUGUUACUAUCCAAUCAGAUCAGAUCAACAAAUGUGUAUUUAAGGUAUUUUACGUGUGCAUGCUUACUCAUCGUGAAGUUAAGAUUGAAGCCAAAUCCGUGUUUUUAUCAAUUGUUUUUGCGUUGUUAUAAGAAAUAAUGUAAGCUAAGGACAUAAGGACUACAGGUAUCAUUUGAUACCUUAAAUUACCUUCCACACACAAUGGCAACAAUAAGCAUUUUUAAUUUAUUUUUACCGGUGAAAUAAUAUUGUUUAUGAUUAAAAUAGAGUUUGACUUUCAAUGUUUAUUGUGAAAGAUAAAAAACCAUCUCGAUUUUAUAGUGACGUCAUAAUUGAAAGCCUGACAAUUAUUACUUGACUCGUCGUUGAUCACAAAUUCGUUCAAUUCAAUAACUUAUUUCUUUUUGGUGAAUUCCAGGGAUGUUAAAACUGGUAAAAACGGCAUAUUUUUCAUAUCUUUCACUAUCAGUGUAUUCGAUACACCCAAUACAAAAUCAUAAACUUUCUCAAAAAACUGAAUAUUGACAACUAAUGCCAUUUGUUUUCAUUAA